Molecule: messenger RNA, 6764 nt
Organism: Dendronephthya gigantea
Lineage: Eukaryota; Metazoa; Cnidaria; Anthozoa; Malacalcyonacea; Nephtheidae
Product: protocadherin-23-like
Exons: 18
Coding region: 602-5593 (1663 amino acids)
Biological process (GO): homophilic cell-cell adhesion
Cellular component (GO): membrane
Molecular function (GO): calcium ion binding
Source: RefSeq, a predicted model, not a curated record
AAAGCUCAAGUGUGUCCGUGUGAAUAUUACAACGGGAGCAAAGGACGAAAGUUCUCUCGCAAAUCAUUCACGAUAUUAAACGAUGACAAAUAUUAAACGUUUAACUUCGUUGGGCUCUGGUCUCUAAUAUCGUGGUCGUUACUAGGCAUUCUAAUCAAACAGAAUCAUAUUUUGUACAAUAAAAUUAGAUUAAGGAGAAAGCUUACCAUCAACUAAUUUGUGACCAGAUGGACAUGUACAUUUCUUCUCUUUUGGAUCACAUUGGUAACUGCACCCACCAUUCUCUGGACAAACAAUUUUUCUCGUCUCUUUGACACAAUGGUUAUUAUGUUUCACAACACGUGUUUUGCUACGUGUAGGUUUGGGCCCACAAAAUGGCGAGCACUCACUCCAUGAAGUCCAGUCUAAAAAUGUAGAUAGCUCUAUCAGUUCUAAACUGUUCCUCCCAGGAAAAUCAUUGGUUCAUUGCUAGUACAGAAUAUUAAAGAUCAGAUAACAAUGAAAUCCUACUGCGCAAUUCUGACAAGUGUCGUAUCACGGGAGUGUCACAAGAAUUCCGCAUUCGUUAGAAAAUACGGCACAAUUGACCUUGAGUUUGGUGAUGUACUGUAAACGAUUCUCCCUUGUUGUUUUGCUUGGUUUGUUUCUCUUCUGUUCUGUUUCUUCCUGGCGACGACGUCGUAGACGGAGAGCACCGCCGCCACCACCAGUUGACUGUAAAGUUUCAAGCUGGUCCUCCUGGGGUACAUGCAGCGAGAAAUGUAAAAUUGGUAGACAGACACGAAGUCGUAAAAUCGUGACCCUUCCGACGUUUGGUGGAUCAAGCUGUCCCAGCAAUUAUGACGAUUCUCAACAGUGUGGUAAGGUAAAUGGAGGCUGUGAUGACUUCUGCGACAGCAAAACUGGAACGUGCCUUUGUGACAAGGGCUAUAAACUCGGAGUGGAUAAGAAAUCGUGUGUGGACAUCAACGAGUGUAGUGAUGGUUCAGCUCAGUGUAUCAACUCAAACUGCGUUAACACAGACGGCAGCUAUCGCUGUGUUUGUCUCCCAGGAUAUACUUCAUCUAGCUCUACUAAAUGUGAUCCCAAAUCAUGCGGCCCAUUGACGGCACCACAAUGCCCUUCCAACGCAUAUCAUGAUGAAUUUGGUGCCGCAUGUAGGCCCGCGAGCAUCGACUGCCCAGGAGGGCGAGAAUACUUGAUGUCGUGUGCUCUUACUUGUCCUGUUUAUUAUAAACUAGCGGAGAUCAGUCAACCGCAAGGAGGAGAACAGUUUGCACAGAAUUUUAACACUGUUGACUUUGCUAAGCCAAAUCAAAACACUGUUUGUACUGUUGAUGCUAAUUCAGGCAAUGUUUUUUGGGACUGGAAUCCAGGGAACAAUCCUUAUUAUUGCAGAAGAAUUAACGACCCACCCUUGAAUGUCACGAUAUCAAGUAACAUGAUUAAUGAAAAACUGAAAUUCUUCACAGUUGUUGGUACAUUAUCAGCCACAGAUCCUCAAAACGACCCUCUGACAUACACCAUUUGGAAUGCAGAGGGAAACCAUUAUUUUCUUAUACAAGGCAAUAAGUUAUUGGUGAAGUCACGUUUAGUUUGGAACCCUGAUUUGACGCGCAAUAACAAGUAUCCAGUGAUCGUGAAUGUCAGUGAUACUGGUUCACCAAUCAUGCGCUCUCAAAAUGCCCUCAGUAUAACCGUGUUGAACGUGAAUGAUCCACCGUACAAUUUAGAACUGUCAAACAGUGAGGUUUCAGAGAAUGUUGCAAUAAACUUCACUGUUGGUAAUCUGACCGCUGAAGAUGACGAUAUCCAUCCAAAGAGGACCUCGAACUUCUCCUGGGAGUUGGUCGACUCGGAUAACGGCUUUUUUUCGCUUCGUGGAAACAGCGUAAUUGUAGCAAAAAGCUUAGAUCACGAGUCUCAGAAAAUUCAUAGAAUUCAAGUAAGGUGCACUGAUUAUGAAAUUCCUAGAAAGUCGUCGCAGGUGCAGAGUAUGUUUAUUAGUGUACUUGAUAUGAACGAUUCUCCGAAGAAUAUCAACUUGACCAAUCAUCGUGUGCCUGAGAAUUCUCCGAAAGAUUACGUGGUUGGCGAGAUAAUUGCGAAAGAUGAUGAUAACGACACACUGUCGUUUGAUUUAAGUGGAACAGACAAAGAUGUUCUCGGAGUGUUUGCAUUGAAAGGCGCUGCAACUUGUGGUAUUCAUCUUGAAAAUGGGAAGUCUCUUCAAACUUGCUCCAUACCGUUGGUUGUAAAUGGAUCGUUGGAUUACGAGCGAGAGGAAGAACAUGUUAUUUGGGUCGGCGUGACAGAUCCAGGAGGAAUAACGCGGAAAAGAUUUAGAAUUGAAGUUCUGAAUGUGAAUGAAAAAUCUACUGAUAUCACGAUAUCCGAAAAUAAAGUACCUGAGAAUUCGGCUUUGGGGACUGUGGUUGGAGAAUUCUUGGUGAAAGAUCCUGAUAACAAGAAUGGUUUAAAGCAAACUCACACCUGUUCCUUGGUGAACUCUCCCCGUGGCGAUGAAGAUGCCUUUCAUAUUUCCCAACGAAAUCAAAGAAAUUUUCUAAUUGUGAAAGGAAGCGGCAAGAUCCUUGAUUUUGAGACAAAAAAUUUGUAUAACAUCACUGUUUCGUGUAAGGAUAGUGACCUUGGUAUCUCAAAGUCGUUCCUUAUUGAAAUCACAGACGUGAACGAGGCACCUCAAUCUCUUAUCCUUUCAAACACAAGUGUUCGAGAAAGCACAUCAAACGAAAUCUUCAUCUCCACGUUAUCUGCCAAAGAUCCUGAAGGAACAAACCAAUCAUUUACUUACACCGUGAGAGAACCCGGUUCAUCAUUUCGUAUCAGUGGAGCGAACAAGGACCAACUCGUUCAUAUUGGGAUGAUUGAUUUCGAGCGUACACCAAGUAUCACAGUCCUUCUUCGUGUUACUGACAAUGGCGGUUUAUUCUUAGAAAAGGAAUUUCAGAUCACUGUUGAAGACAUGAACGACCCACCAAGUGACAUCCGACUACAUCCAAAUUCAACACUUCAUGAAAACAGUCGUGUUAAUGUCUUCAUCAGUUCUGUUGAUGUGGUUGACGAAGACAGUGGCUCGAGAGCUUCGUGUAGAUUAUUAAACUCUAGCAAUAACCGAGUUAAAUUGAAAUCUGGAAAUCUUUUAGCUGGAUCCACUGAAACUGACUACGAAAGUCUUGACUCUUCCAAGUCUCUGCUGAUUCAAAUGAGUUGUGAAGAUCAGCAUGGGGCAAGUGUGACUCGUUGGAUCACUGUGCCCGUUGCAGAUGUCAAUGAACCGCCUACAGACAUCAUUCUGAAAAACUUGGAAAUCCGAGAAAACCUGAACGAUACUUUGGUGGGAAUUCUAGAAAUUUCAGAUCCUGAUCUGGGGCAAAGGCACAAUUGCACCAUCAUGAGUGAAGGAGCAAUGUUUUAUAUAAAUAAUGACGUGAGUCCACCUGCGUUAAAAACAGCGCAUCCACUAAACUUCGAAACGUCAAGAGAUGAAAGUGUCUAUAUCAAAUGCGAUGAUAUUGUCCUGGAUCACGAGCAACCUCAAUUCACAACAGAAAAACAGUUCAAGAUUUUUGUGAUAGACGUCAAUGAAGCGCCAGAGAUAAUCUGUGACAAUCCAUUCUUUGUGUUUCCUCUGUUUUCUCGGCGCUCAGCGCUUGGAAAGAUCCAGAAUUAUGAUCCUGACAACGAAAAGUAUUACAAGUCGAAACAGAACUCAAGCGUACCUUUUGAUCCACGAAAACAGCUUGUGAAUUAUAGCUUCGAGAAAGAGAAUUAUACCUGGCCAUUCGAUAUCACCCUGAAUGGAAUUAUCUAUCUGGAAAAGCCACUUACUGUUGAGGAAUUCAACGGCUCGAUCGUUUUUGGAGUGCGUGUUGAAGAUGAUGGUGUAGUUCUGGAAAGAAAACCUGGAACUACAGAAUAUCAGAUCAAAAAAGUGCCGUCGAAAUCUUCAAUACACAAAUGCACAAUCGUUAUCACGUCGAAUGAAAACAAGAUUGAUCUUCAUCUCAGCUCGAACACAAUCUUAGAGAAUGCGACAGAUGGAACUAUAAUAGGACAGCUUUUCCCUACACCAUCACUCCAAAAACAAAACCCCAAAUAUGAAAUCCUUGAAGAGAAAGAAGACGAACAACCAUUUGAAGUUGUUGGUGAUAUCUUAAAGCUAAAGCUUGGAAGCAACUUGGCUGAUGAAAAUUACUCAUCCAUCACACCCAACCCGUUCCCCGUCAUCAUUAGCAGUAUUCCCCCGAAUGCCCCAGUGUUUACAAAGACAUUUUUUAUAAAGAUAGAAAGCCUGUGUAUGUUUUGUCCUCAACCAAUAUUUUGUUUACGUCAAGUAAAAGCAACUGAAAGAUGUGUUGGAGAGAAAUAUCGCAUCAAUUCUACAGUCGAUCUUCCAUUUUCUGUCUUUGAAAAACCUGGCUUUAUACGAAAGUUGGAAAAUUAUAUAGAAGAUCUGAUUGUUAAGAAAACCUCCCAGACGCUUUCAGAAUUUCUGCGAGAUUUAAACGAAAAAAACAAGGCAUCCAGAAGAAGACGUGAUACCAAUACAUACAGUGAUGUUCAUGUGGAGCUGUUUCUUUAUUCCCCUGAAGGAGAUUCAAAACAAUCAACCAACAUUAUCUUUGCAGUAGCCGAGAAACCAGGCUAUGAGCUCAUUCCGGCUUCAAAAGCGUGUGAUUUAUUGAAAGGCACCGAUGUAAAAUGUUUUAGUGAGGAAUCCAAUGCGUCAGCCGACACAGGAAGUGGUGAAGAUGAAAAUGGUUCUCACCUGUUCAUUGUUUACAUCAUUGCCCCAGUGUUUGUUGUUGCUUUUAUUGCGGCUCUGCUGGUUUUCUGGAGAAGACGAAAAAGUCAAAAGAAGGAUGAAAGUUCUGUUGUUCAUUUCGCGCGGGACAGCGACACGGCCACGGUUGACUCGAUGUACGAAACGCCAAUUGAUGAAAGAAAUCAAAAUUUAUCUCACAGCGAAACAUCAAAUCCUGUCUUGAUCGAGAAACGUCAAGACAUUAAGGUGUUUCAUAACCCGGCGUACAAGUCCAAGGGUAGCGUCAGUAAAGCCAGCGAGGGAGAUGACGAGGAGACAACGAAACGAAGAACUUUCAAUCACUACGAGACGACGGAUCCUGCUCCAGUUUAUGAAACUAUCGAUGAUUUGUAUGAAAAAGUUCGGGAAGAAGCUGAGAAAGAAGAUGAACCAGCAAAGAAAACUUCACGUAAGAAGUCUCGCUCUAAUCCAGUUUAUAAUAUGGACGGAGAUGAUGAUUCUCUGAAUCCAGUUGUUAACCUUUCCGUGCGAAGCCCUUCCAAGAAAGAGAAUGAUGACGUUUUUCUUCCCAUUCACGAGGAAAUUGAUGUAGAUGACUCGUCAAAAAUCCUCAGUACAUUCCAACCUGAGGCCAAGUCUGGCCCCACCUAUGAGAAUGUGGGUACAGUGAACCCUCUCGCUACUUCAGGGGGUAGCGAAACAGAUGAAUCAAGUGGGACUGUUGUUCAUAUCAACGAACUGUAUUCCAUACCAGCAAUAGACGACGUUCCAUCUGAAGAUCUCAAUGGCCACAGCUCUUGCUGAUUUUUUGACAACAUUUUAAUAUGAGCCUGCGCACGGAACGUGGUACUUUAUUUUACUUUUGACAAACGGUUUUUUCAUAUGACGCAACGACAAGGAAUGAAACACAUAAUCUUCAACUUUAGAAAUUUUAAAACGAGCCUGCGCGCGGAUACUUUAUUUUACUUUUGGCGAAUGGUUUUUUCAUAUGACGCAACGACAGAGAAUCCAUGCAACACUGCUGUGCAAUUUCAAACAUUUGUAUAUAUUUAUUUUCCAAGUAUUUUUACGACAGUGACGGGGCGAUUGUGAUCAUAUCAACUCCAGCCCCAAUGUAGGUAGACGCACUCAGUUUUCAUAUACUGACUUACAUAAGCUGUGACUUUUAUCAUGAUUUGUACAUAAAAUCUUUUUAUCAGUCAUUCAGAAAAAAUAAUUAUGCAUGUUAAACAUAUUUCAUAUUUGAAUUGACAAGUCGCUCUACACAUGCGUGCAAAAUAAAUAACAAUUAUGUCAUUUUGUUGGCAUAAAUUUGAAAAUAGACAUCAAUAAAGCUAUACAAGUCUAAAAUCUUGCGCGUUUAAAUUUCUAACAAUAUUUGCGCUAGUGGUUUGAAAUGACGCAACGUCCUGCGGUUAAUGUUAUUAGGCGAGGUAUUGUGAUUAAGAGUUGCUGUAAUCAUUUUCUGCGCGUACAUCAUAAAUUAUUGUCUUUGGCAUGUGUCGAUUAUCAUUGCGUUUAAAGCAUUCUAUGUAGUCUGCUGUUGUGACCUCUGUAUGUUUAGAUUGCUAAAGUAAUACGCAAGAUCGUUUUCCUAAAAACAAAGGUCUCAUAACAUUUUUAUUGGGAAUUAAUUGCGCCGAAUGUUUCCGCUUCGCCAAGAGGAGAAGCACUUCAGAUUUUGCAGUAGGCACUUUAUCGCCCGUGCGCACAGCCGGAUUGACGCAAAAUGUGAUAAAUUGUAUUUUGCACGGGUUUGCGCAUUUCAGCUAAAUCAUUAAACAGAUAUACGAUUAAUUAAGAUGGUAUCACGGUCGUUUUAUCACAAGUAUUACUUUAAACACAAAGCAUAACUACGCUGUUUUUCUCAUCAAAAUUACUGUCAGCAAUAUCGAUCUUUGCGCGCGAUAGACAACACAGCGCUACCUUAAAUAGCAUUGUGUGCAUCAUAGCUGCAUAUUAUCGGAGACAAACU